UCGUUUUCCCUCUCUCUCCCACCCUCCCCAGGGUAAAGUCCAAGACUUUCUUAUUCCCUCUAUUGUACAAACUAUCUCCAACAAUAAUCCUAACAACCACUCACUCCCCCAGAAAAUCCCCCUCACUCUAAAACUCACUGAAUUAGGGUUUUUCAUCCAUAACCCAUGAUGGAUAUUACUUGUUAUCAUCAAAUUAGGUGUACAUCAUCCCCAAUUCGUUUCAUUUCUCCUCCUCAUCCAUAUAGGGUUUCAUCAAAAUCAAUCUAUAUAAACAAUCAAAGGAAAAGGAGAAAUCUUUGUUUAGUUGCUUCUUCUUCUGAUACUUUGAUUGCUGGAUCACAUAAAGAAGAAGACAAUGGGAAAACUAUUAAGAAAUCAUCAACAUCAAUUGAUGAAUAUGAAGAUUUGAAAUCUUGGAUGCAUAGUAAAGGUUUACCCCCUUGUAAAAUUGUUCUUGAUGAAAAAGAUUGCAAGUUUCAUACUCAGAAACACAGGCCUAUCCAUUAUGUUGCUGCUAGUGAAGAUCUUGAGAAAGGAGAUAUGGUGUUUUCGGUUCCGGAUGAAUUGGUUGUUACCCUUGAGAGAGUUCUUGGAAACGAAACAAUUGCGGAAUUGUUGACAACGAACAAGCUGUCAGAAUUGGCUUGCUUGGCAUUGUAUCUCAUGUAUGAGAAGAAGCAGAAAAAGAAAUCUUUCUGGUAUCCUUUCAUCAGGGAGCUUGAUCGCCAACGAGGGAGGGGUCAAUUAGCUGCGGAAUCUCCACUUCUAUGGUCAGAAGAUGAACUGGCUUACUUGACUGGGAGCCCUACAAAGGCGGCAGUUCUUGAACGGGAAGAAGGGAUUAAGAGAGAGUAUAAUGAGCUUGACACUGUCUGGUUUAUGUCAGGAUCACUAUUUCAGCAAUACCCAUAUGAUAUACCUACCGAGGCCUUUCCAUAUGAGAUUUUCAAGCAAGCUUUUGUUGCUGUUCAGUCUUGUGUAGUUCAUUUGCAGAAAGUUAGUUUGGCACGAAGAUUUGCUUUGGUUCCUCUAGGGCCACCACUGUUGGCUUACAAAAGCAAUUGCAAGGCCAUGCUUACUGCUGGGGAAGGUGCUGUUCAGCUCAUGGUUGACCGCCCAUAUAAGGCUGGGGAGCCAAUUUUUAUCUGGUGUGGACCACAGCCUAAUUCAAAGCUUUUAGUAAACUAUGGCUUUGUUGAUGAAGAUAACCCCUAUGACCGCAUUUUGGUUGAGGCAUCCCUUAGCACUGAGGAUCCUCAAUACCACGAUAAGAGAAUGGUUGCGCAGCGAAAUGGAAAACUGGCCAUACAAGUCUUUCAGGUCUCUGCUGGCAAAGAAAAAGAAGCAGUUUACGAUAUGCUUCCUUACCUUCGACUAGGCUAUGUUUCAGAUCCGUCCGAGAUGGAGUCCGUGAUUUCUUCUCAAGGCCCUGUAUGUCCAAUAAGCCCAUGUAUGGAACGUGCAGUUCUGGAUCAACUUUCUCACUAUUUUACAGCUCGUUUAGCUGGCUAUCCCACUACCUUAAGUGAAGAUGAAGCCUUGUUGACAGAUUCCAGCUUGGACCCUAAGAAACGAGUUGCUACCCAGCUUGUCAAACUAGAAAAGAAGAUGCUAACUGCCUGCCUUCAUGCUACAGUUGAACUGAUAAAGCAGCUACCCGAUGAUACUAUAUCUCCCUGCCCUGCUCCAUACGCCCCUCAACUAAAAUAAAAGAAAUGUCAGACGAUCAAGCUCCUAAUUGUGAAUAAUCCUGUAAACAAAGAGCAGGCUUUUGUAACUUUGUGGCGAUUUGAAAGUGGGCAUGAACUAGGACUUUUCUUUUUAACAUUGCCAAAUGCUUCAAAUGGUUUUCUGCCAAAUUAAUAGGGUCAACUAGCAGAUCGUCUGACUUCAUUUUGUGAAGGGGGAAGUCAUGGAACUUUGGGCCGGAACUUCGAAAACAUUAUAUUCAGAUGAUUUUGUCAAUUUGCCAUGGCUGUUAAUCCUUCGCCUUUCAAUCUGUACACAAAUUGAUUUGUAUUAUAAAUUAAGUUUUUUCUCUCA
Papaver somniferum (opium poppy) is the source of this 2043-nucleotide messenger RNA. Its product is annotated as ribulose-1,5 bisphosphate carboxylase/oxygenase large subunit N-methyltransferase, chloroplastic-like. Gene Ontology annotation, biological process: peptidyl-lysine monomethylation. The transcript has 13 exons. Gene Ontology annotation, molecular function: protein-lysine N-methyltransferase activity. Gene Ontology annotation, cellular component: chloroplast stroma. Lineage: Eukaryota; Viridiplantae; Streptophyta; Magnoliopsida; Ranunculales; Papaveraceae. The coding region runs from base 166 to 1710 and encodes 514 amino acids. The record is from RefSeq and is a predicted model, not a curated record.